Messenger RNA from Penicillium maclennaniae, 225 nucleotides. RefSeq lists its product as uncharacterized. The record is from RefSeq and is a predicted model, not a curated record. The transcript is spliced from 2 exons. NCBI's taxonomy places the organism in Eukaryota, Fungi, Ascomycota, Eurotiomycetes, Eurotiales, Aspergillaceae. Bases 1 to 225 code for a protein of 74 amino acids.
AUGGAGGGUGUUGCGGCCGUGACUGUGGAUGCUGCGAAAAGCGCGGAAAAGCUGCAGAUAGACGUCGAGCCGCAGGCCACUGUACUACGGAAUGCGGGUAUUGUGCCAGAAGUCGAGGGGUCUGCCCUGGAUGAUCAGUCUAAUGAUACUUACUAUCGUCGACUACUACAGGCUUACUUCUUUGGUGUCGGUUCUGGCGUCGAUGCCGCGCCACGGUGGACAUGA